This is a messenger RNA of Pogoniulus pusillus (Red-fronted tinkerbird), 5290 nucleotides long. It is a transcript of the gene YPEL1, whose product is annotated as yippee like 1. Lineage: Eukaryota; Metazoa; Chordata; Aves; Piciformes; Lybiidae. The transcript has 5 exons. The coding region runs from base 537 to 896 and encodes 119 amino acids. The record is from RefSeq and is a predicted model, not a curated record.
GGCUGCGGCACCCCCGCGCCGGGGGAAACAAAACAAAGGCGGCGGCGGGCCGGAGGGUGCGCGGCGCGGUAGCAGGAUGCCUCGGCCGCCCCUCGGCCCUCAGGGCGGCGGACGUGCGCCCAGCCCGCUCCUAUGACCGCUGGCUGCCGCCGAGAAGGUACCUUCAAGGCGAAAGAAGCCACCCCCACCGCCGCCGCACCUCCCCUCUUUGUUUUUCGAUGAGGGCCCGGCGCUGAGCCCUUGCUUGGCCGCUACGUGAGGACAGGGGGUCCCGUCUCCCCUUCUGCCCUUGCCCCGUACGGGAAAGGGGCCUGGGAACGCGCUGCUGUUCGGAGUCCGGGCUGGGGAGCGGAGCCGGCACGGCGCAGCGGUGGUGACUGUUUCUCUUCUGUUAUUUGUGUGGAAAGUGCCACACACACUCCAGAACAACAACGGCUUUUGCUUGCAUAUUCCAGUGUUUCUUUUGUCAGCGAGUUCAGCAAAGUUGUAAUUCUUCAAGUGCCAGCCCUGAGCUGAGUGAGGAGCCACAAGCAGAGAUGGUAAAAAUGACAAAAUCAAAAACGUUCCAGGCUUACCUGCCAAACUGUCACCGAACCUACAGCUGCAUCCACUGCAGAGCCCACCUAGCCAAUCACGAUGAGUUGAUCUCCAAGUCCUUCCAGGGAAGCCAGGGGCGAGCCUACCUCUUUAAUUCUGUGGUGAAUGUGGGCUGUGGUCCAGCAGAGGAGAGAGUUCUUCUGACAGGUUUACAUGCUGUAGCAGAUAUCUAUUGUGAAAACUGUAAAACCACUCUUGGAUGGAAAUAUGAACAUGCUUUUGAGAGCAGUCAGAAAUACAAAGAAGGAAAAUUUAUCAUUGAACUUGCCCACAUGAUAAAAGACAAUGGCUGGGAGUGAAUCUUAACCUUUUCCCUUCUGUUUGGACAUUAUUCUGUGGAACAUGCUUUACAAAGACUAAUGCAAAGUAAAGGAAGAGCUUGGCUAGAGAAUGGCCCUGAGAAUAUCACUGAACUCUGAAACCUCACAAACGAGUAGUGUUAGUGUAAGUGGCUAUUUCAGGCCAUGUUUGCCUUUUCUCCUGGUGUAAGUUCCCUCUUUUUGUACGUGUAUUAUUGUGUGAACAGUUGUUUUGGAACAUUUUGGAUGACCUUUUUCUAAACUCUCAAACUAGAGAAGCAGUUCACUAAUUGCAAACGGAUUUUACUGGUUAGUAUCUCUCUGACCUAUGCCUUUAAUGCUACCUUCUGCUGUGCAUGCUUCUUGCCUAAACACCUACACUCCAGUCCUGUAGAAGUUCUGUACCUGAGCAGUCUGAAAGAAUGUAUGGGAUGGGGUGCUUUUUUAUAUGUAGCAAUUUCUGAUGUGUUUGGCAGUGAAGAGGAUGCAGUAUUGUAGUGAUUUCGUUUUUCAGUUUCAGUGUACCACAGCCUAUGUACCAUCUCGUAGGUGAAUUGGUUAAAGGUACAGUGCUCACUUCAAAACAAACCAAAACCAAACCUCCAGUUGCACUGACUAAAGUUAGCAGGUCUCAAGUUGUUGGGAAAAGUUCUGCUAGAGGUUUGGUGUCUUAAUGAAAUAACCUUGGAAGGAUUUGAAGUCAAUAGUCCUAUAGAAUAUGUUCAUUUAAGACCAACGUAUUUGCUUAAGGAGUUUGCUGGAUGAAAACAUUCUAAAAAUCAUAGCUUGAAAAAUUAAAAGGCAGAAAAAAAUAUAUGCAUUCUAUUUUGAAAAAAAAGGAAAAACAAAAAAAAAUAGCUGUUGUAUUAAAAAAAAAUAAAAGAAAAGAGUUUUGGUACUGUACCUUUGCCAGUAACAGGGACUUGUGCAGCAGUGACGCUUUAUGGCUGGUUCCAUGUAACUGUAUAGUCCUAAUGCACUGGACAAAGAGGUUGAUAGCAAGGAAACUUGUUGAAGUAUUCUGCUUCUGCUACUACAUUUGAACAAACAUAUUUAUUUUUGUGAGAAAUGGCUGGAGCCUAUGACAUGAAAAUUACUUAUAGCACCUGGAGGAAAAGGAGGGGUAAUAAGAGGGAAGGGAAGUUUGACUCAGUUUUUCAUAAUAGAAGUUUUUAACACUUGGGGGUGGGGAAAGGGUUUCUUGGUUUGCUGGCUAAAUCAUCCCCAAGUACCUUUUGAUAAUAAAAACGUGUAUGAAACUCAGCUUCUCCUUUCUUCUCUUGCUGUUUCUUAAAUGGAGUGAGUUAAAGAGAGAAACUUCUGCAGCACGGACGCGCGAUGUUAGCUGUUGGCAUCCGUGCCUGCAAAUUCAGAGCGACUCUGAGUUCACUGCAGACAGAUCUCCUAACUUUAUUUUCAAAUUUAACAGCCUCUGAAUACUUUUUAUACUGUAAACCUUUUAAUGCUUAAGGAGGACAAAAUGUUUGGGCUAAAAAAAAUACCCUUUAACACUAUAGAAGUACCAUAAGUGAACGAUAUGGAAGCCUUUGCAAUACAGAAUCGUUUUCUCUCAGUACCAAUUCUAAUGUGGCACCUGCAGAAGUAGUCAUAGGUGCCGUGGCUGCUGUUGUGUUUUAGGGACUCUCUGAUAGGCUUUCUGAACUCUGCUGCACUUUAUAGAUUUUGUCCUACAUGAAAAAACCUUCUGCCAAUGGAUAGGGGCAAUAGGAAUCUUUGAGACUAACUGUCCAGUGUUUCUGUGGAGAGGAAGAGAGAGAAGGGAUUUUGCCCACGCGUGCACGUUCUCUGAUGCAGACUGGCUGCGCUGCCUUCCUGAUGCUGUUGUGAUCUACAGCUAGGAAUUGAAAAUGUGAGAAUUAGAGAAGCAGUUCAAGCUGCUGGGUUUCAGUCCAGAGACCUCAGGUGGUACAGUCCUGUUGAGUCUGGAUUUGUGGCUUAGCUGUUACUACUCGAUGUUUACAUCAUCAGGCUUCAGGGUCUUCUUUUGAGCGAUGUCACUGAUGCAAGGUGGGCUUUGCUGUUGCCUGUCUCCAUCUUUUUGACCUGGAAUUCUCUGAAUUUAGUUUUCCUCCAUUGUAAUGUAAGUUGCCAACAAAGGAGGCACUUAAACUGCUGUCGGCAAAAAGGCUGUGUUGACUUCAAAGUCCCCUUGCAGUGUUUGUGGACGUGGCUUCAGUGAAGUUUGUGUAUCUGUGGGCUUUCCUUGCUUCCUGGCUGCAGACUUGUUGAAGCAGUACACUGGACUGAAGACAAAGGUAAUGACUGCUUUUCAGCAGAGAGCUGAAAUGAAAGAACAUAGGUAACAUUAAAGGCUUUUCUCUCUCAAUCGGGGAGUUGGGCUGUCUUGCUAGUAAGCUAAUGCUGUCUGUAACAGUCUGAUUCUUACUUAGAAAUUCAACCUCUUUCUUCAGUGCAUUAUUUGUAUUUCAAACUGGACAUUUUCACCAAAACCUUAAUUAACUUUGAUGCCAAAGGUUGGGACUUCGUCAAGUGCUUAGCACGUAGAGCUUCAGACUACUGGCAUGAAGAGUUAAUGAUCUAUAUGCGAUGCUUGUGGCUUGUAAGAGAACCAGACAAAGCAAUAUUCUUUUUGGUCUUUUAAGAGUGGAUGCUUUUAAGGAGCAAAGAGUAGAUCUAGUAUAGAAUUGCUAUUUCCUGCUGCCACAUUACAGAUCUGGAGGCUCAUCCUAUUGAGGGAAAAUGUGAAUUUUCUUCCUGUGUUGCUUGGCAGCAUCGAUGAUUAUUUUCUCCCCAAGUAAAGACAUAGAGAGUUCUUGUUAUUGGUUUUGGUGAAAGUAGAAUCCAGAUAGCAAUGGCUGCUGGCUGAUGUGAAGAGGUCAGUCUGGUCACUGAACUCUUCAGCAGUCAUUUGACAGAAAAAUAAACUUACUUGAAAAAAAAACAAAAACUUACUAAAGCAUUUUCCCUCUAACCAAUUUUUGUAAUAUAUUAAAGAUUAUAUUUAAAGUUUGUAUGUGUUUGCUCUGGGCAAGUUUACUUCCCCUCCAACUUGAGCACUUUUGUUACUUGUACUGGUUAUUUUUAUUGUUGGUCUUAACAUUUAUUUUGUAUUUUGUUUUUUUUUUUAUAAACUGUAACAAAAAAAAAAAAAGCUUUUGUGAACCUUUGUUUCUUGCUGGCUCUUUCUUGGACCAAAUGAACUGACUAUGAGCUGGCUUAGAAGAAAUGUUCAUUGGGAUGCAUAGGAAUUUGCUAGCAAAAAUGUACUUGUAUUGAAAGUUUUUUAUUCCUCUGAACCUCUAAAGCCACACCUGCCCUAAAGUAAUUGGAUGUGAGUUUAGUGAUCAAAUCUGAGCACACAUUCUCUCUCUUGGUCCAAAGCAAUGGCUGUAACAAUGGGUUCCAGGACUGAGCCUGCCUCCAAAUGCUGGGCUCGGUGGUCACUCCCAAGCACCUUUUUGAGUAAUAAAAGGCAGUGCUGCCAUCUCUAAAAAUUCGGUUCAGUUGCAAACUUGCUGUGAAAUAAGCUGCAGAGUGUGGUGAUGGAUUGCUGACACAUCAGCCUAGCCACUCGUGCUGUGUGCUUUUAGCAGUGUAGUGUCAGUUUUGUCUGCCAGUCAAAAGGGCCAGCACUUGAACUCCCCUCUGUUCACUGUGAGCACUACGACAGACUGGGUUAACGAAGUUCUGAUUCCAUCUUAACUUCCCUAGGCCUAGGAUGGUGGAGAGCCCAAGUGGUGUGCCUUGCAUGCUGGCAGCGUGUCACAGUCUGUGGGUGUGGACAGGGAAUAGAGUUGAUGAAGUUUGAGUUCAAAUCUGGCCUCAGAGGUUCUGACAUAGUCACUGCCAUGCCCAUAUCCAAAAGGUCUUCUGCAUUUCUCUUGGUGUAUCAAGUUAAUGCAAGAGUCUGUGGAUGCUGUGUACCAUCUCUGGUGGACUCCCCUCUGAGUAAUGCUUGUAGAGCUUUUUCUGCACGUUCAUCUCAGCAGUCAGAUUGCAGCAGUAGUGACCUACAGUCUCACAGACCAAAUUUCAAACAUCUCCAUUCUGUGAUAAUGGCUGAAUGGAAGAAGCUGUCAAAUUAUUGUUACACUUUCUGGACACUCUUGCAACUUCAUUGAAACUCAUGUUAAAAGCCAACCAGCAGUAGAAACACUGCAAGAAGAGGAGAAGCUUCAGAGGUUUUCUUUUCAAAGGACUGUUAGGAAUGGUUUAAAGCCUAAAGCAUGAGUCCUAAAUGGCAGUUGAGUUGUGCCUCAUUGUUUCUUAAACUCUUGACAAUGCUUUCUUUUACAGGUGACAUGGCUGUGUUGCUGUUUUGUCCUAGCAAUACUGUACAUCAUUUGUUGUUUCACUAUAUUGUAUCUACUUGAGGUAUCACAAUAAAAGCUUUCAAUUGUUUUGUUGAGUUA